Molecule: messenger RNA, 1635 nt
Organism: Salvia splendens (bonfire salvia)
Lineage: Eukaryota; Viridiplantae; Streptophyta; Magnoliopsida; Lamiales; Lamiaceae
Exons: 2
Coding region: 238-657 (139 amino acids)
Source: RefSeq, a predicted model, not a curated record
UUUGUCAGAGAACCUAAAACAAAUUUCCCAGAUCUUGGUGAAAUAGACAAUAGAAACGGUGAUUCUGACCUUUCACUAUUGGAGAAAAGUUAUGGUAUAAUUUUUUCUCCGCUUCUCCGACUUCGUAUUUUGGAGCUUUAUGCCAUAAUUACCCUCUCAGUUUUCGAACUCUACAAGCACAUACCUAUCACCAGACACUUAUUGGGGCGGCAAAUUCAGGUUUCCGACCACCACAGGAUGGUUAACGACAGACAACAAAAAAGAAAGGAGACAGAGGCCAUUGUCAUUAUGGUGGAGUACAUCGUCCAUACCCAGCAACAGGAUCUGCUUAUGGUCUUGAACAUGGUCCGCACAAUGAUUUCUUCGCAGAAUAAGGGAUGGGGUGGACGUGCAGCCAUCGCCUACAGCAUGAAAUCAAAACUCCCGACCCAAGUUAAGCACAUGGACCGAUUGUUUGGGUUAACUGACAGGAAUUGCAUAAGCAACCUGAGGAUGGAUCGUAACACAUUUCAGCGGUUAUGUCGCAUCUUGCAGGACAAGGCCGGUUUGGUUGAUCGGCCGGCCAACAGCCAUAUUCAAGUUGCGGGUUCUUACCGACAUGUGUCUCCACAACGGGGAUGGGAAACACUGCAGCAUUUCGUCUGCACCUUCGACUAACUCAACGAUCUCGGUGGGGGGGAACGGCAUGUGGGCGGCGGCUGUCAUCGCUGUCGUGGCCGCAUCCUACUCGGCGGAGAGUUGUUGAAUGUCCGGAAGCGCGUCCAAACCUUGUACAUCCGCAACUGCGACAACUACAUCACGCCUAAGAGUUAGUAUAUUUAUUUUUUCCGAAAAGUGGUAUGAAUGGAAACACACAUCAAAGUACACCAUACCCGGAUCGUCGAAUAAUGAAAGUGGAGGUCCGUUGUCGAAAAGACUGACAAUGAAGAGCCCAUCGCUUUGAUAGGCGAACAUGAGCUCGUCACCUGGUUGAAACCCGGCAUGCAGGGCAAAACUUUCCCACCCUCGGCCAAAACACCAGGUGAGUCCCUCCACACAAAGGUCGACGAACCAAUGUGCUUGGUUGGAAAGGGCUACCCGACAGAAGAUAGGGACAAUGACGCCGUAAACCGUCACCCAUGACGCUGGCAGCGGCUGCGUUGUGGAAUAAAAAAACGAGUUCAAUGUACAUUACGCAAUACAUAAGAAUUUUAACUCGUUUGCGGAAUCGGGAGUGCAUACCAUGCGCAAACGGUAGAUGGGGCCGUGGAAUGUGGCCACAAAAGGGGGUGACAGUACAGGAAACCCGUUGAUAGCACUGCAAUAAACAUUUUAGGAAAAAAAACACAUGAGUAUAACCAUACAUAUUAUUCGAUUCAUGUAGUAAAAACACAAGUGUCUCACUUAAGAAAUUCGCGAGCUACUCCUCCUGCCAUAGUUGGAGCGAAUGCGACUGUCGAGAGGGGUAUGAAUAUCAGAUUUACGAAGCUUUUUGUGGAGAGAAAGUGUGAAGAAAGCCUGCUCAUAACCCUCCCUAUUUAUAGAAAAAAAAUGAGCCUAACUGUAUUCACUAGGAUACCAAGCAAGUGGGUAUGUAUUAAAGGAUGUAGAUAUGAGUCGACAUCACCAUAAAUGUUAUGCACAAGUGUUUAGUUA